UUUGUGCCGCAGCAGGAGGCCUGGGUGGUGGAGAGGAUGGGCAGGUUCCACCGAAUCCUCGAGCCUGGUUUGAACUUCCUCAUCCCUCUGCUCGAUCGGAUUCGGUACGUGCAGAGUCUCAAAGAAAUCGUCAUUAACGUCCCAGAGCAGUCCGCUGUCACCCUCGAUAACGUCACCCUGCAGAUUGACGGCGUGCUCUACCUGCGGGUUAUGGACCCCUACAAGGCCAGCUAUGGGGUGGAAGAUCCGGAGUAUGCAGUGACGCAGCUGGCCCAGACCACCAUGAGAUCUGAACUGGGGAAACUCUCCCUCGACAGAGUCUUUCGGGAGCGGGAGUCCCUCAAUGCCAACAUCGUGGAUGCCAUCAACCAGGCCUCGGACUACUGGGGCAUCCGGUGCCUGCGCUACGAGAUCAAGGACAUCCAUGUGCCCCCGCGCGUGAAGGAAUCCAUGCAGAUGCAGAGCGGGCAGCACUGGGUCCUCCCGCAGUGA
This is a messenger RNA of Opisthocomus hoazin, 492 nucleotides long. The record is from RefSeq and is a predicted model, not a curated record. NCBI's taxonomy places the organism in Eukaryota, Metazoa, Chordata, Aves, Opisthocomiformes, Opisthocomidae.